Protopterus annectens (West African lungfish) is the source of this 4985-nucleotide messenger RNA. It is a transcript of the gene TK1, whose product is annotated as thymidine kinase 1. The transcript is spliced from 7 exons. Gene Ontology annotation, molecular function: thymidine kinase activity; ATP binding. Gene Ontology annotation, biological process: thymidine metabolic process. Bases 142 to 846 code for a protein of 234 amino acids. Lineage: Eukaryota; Metazoa; Chordata; Ceratodontiformes; Protopteridae. The record is from RefSeq and is a predicted model, not a curated record.
UUCCUCACACCAGCCCGUAUGGUGACGUAGAAAAUCUUAUCACAUACGAGUUCCGCUGGGCGGGAGCAUUGGAUUUUGCUUUGCUUAUUGUUAGUUACUUGUGCUCUGGUGUAGAAUCGUUUGUUUUUGAAGCUGGUAAUAAUGAUGAACUGCUUGAACGUGUCUGCUGUUUUACCCACUUCUCCAAGCAAAGUGAGGGGUCAGAUCCAGGUCAUAUUUGGACCCAUGUUCUCCGGAAAAAGCACUGAGCUGUUGCGACGCAUCAGAAGAUUCCAGGCAGCCAAUUAUAAAUGUGUGCUUAUUAAGUAUGCCAAGGAUGUUCGCUAUACAACAAAUGGAGUUUCUACACAUGACAGGUACAGUAUGGAUGCUGUAACAGCAAACUUGUUGUCUGACGUAUAUCAAGACGCUCUAAAUCACCAAGUCAUUGGAAUUGAUGAAGGGCAGUUUUUCCCAGAUGUGGUAGACUUCUGUGAAAUAUUGGCAAACAAUGGGAAGAUUGUAAUUGUUGCAGCACUAGAUGGCACAUUCCAGCGAAAGGCAUUUGGGAAUAUCUUGAAUUUGGUCCCACUGGCAGAAAAUGUGGUUAAACUGAAUGCGGUCUGUAUGGAAUGCUAUAGAGAUGCUUCAUACACCAAAAGACGAGGAGCAGAAAAGGAGGUUGAAGUGAUUGGAGGUGCAGACAAGUACCAGGCAGUGUGCAGGACGUGUUAUAAUAAACCUUAUUCUCCAGCUAAGGAUAAAGAAAACUGCAGUCUUGUAUGUCGUCAAGAUGAGACACCACCUCAAUUCAUAGCUGGACGCCCAGUUGAUACCAAAUCAACAAGAAGACUUUUUGAGUUGUGAUUGGCUUUUCCUACAACUAACUCCUCUUCGGACAGUAAAUUUGAAUACUGUAAUUUUUAACACUUGGAGCUUUUCUCCAGGCUGCAGAGAUGGGUUAUAUCAAUGGAAAAACUGAUAAUGAAUGGGGGAGAUUUUAUUUUUUCUAAAAUGUAAUAUUGGAUGCUAAGAGCAGUAUAACUUGCCAUGCAGCUUGAUGCUGUUUUUGUCUUUUUUUUUUGCAAUGUUUUUAACUGAAGUAGUCUGAGACACUUGUGACUUUUGGAUAGUAUAUACCUUUUUAGUUUAGUGAUGUGAUAUUCCAGUCUGCUUUAUCAAAAAUUUGCUUUUGAUGUUUUUGGUAAUGAAUUUUUGACUGAUGUGACUUUACUUGCAGUUUCGCCUAGCAAGUGCCAAAUGAGUUACUGCUGAUUUAGUGAUGACCAAAAGCACUUUUCUUUUAGUAUUCCUAAAUGAAAUAUACUUGAUGCAGAAGCUGAUGACAUUGGAUUAUAUGAUCUGUGGACUUUGGUCAUUUGACUUUUGUUGGGCAUAUUUUGUAAAAUCUAAGGACACGCUUGUCAUAGAUUAGACAUCUGCCCACAUCAUCAUCAUCUUUUCGUUGCAGUUCUAAGACAAGGUCAUGAGAGAGUUGUGUAGCCUCUUUCCAGGUUAGAAAAUGCAGUGGAUGCAUUGGGUAGGUGUGCAACAAUGGCCUCUAUUAUUAGGAGACGUGAUUGGCCGAGGAUAGUGUCCCAGCCAGAUCAUGUAAAGGCACCAUUUCUUAGGUCCUCAUUAGACUAGGACUUGCUAUCUGGCUGCCUGACUUGAGCAGGUUUUUUUUUUUUUUUUUUUUUUAAGAUGAAGAAAGCAGAAGACAGUGAGACCAGAGAAAUAGCUGUUUCACCCCUUGCCACAUGUAGUAGAAAAUACUGCACUAAAGGCUGGCCCUUUGAAGUUGAGAAAAUGGUGAACAACUAAAGAAGAAAGGCCAGUUCAAAAGAAAGUGGCACUGACCAAAAGAAGCCUGGGUGCCCUCGGGGCUGUGGCACCACAAGAGAUCAGCUGAGACUCUGCAGAGCCUUUCCAUCCUCUGCCCCUUAAAGCCUUCCUUCCCCUCCACUGUCCUUUUUUCUCACACCCCAAAUAUUCAUAAAGUGUCAGAUGGUAUCAAAGUAUAGGAGGAAUUUUUAUUGAGAUUUUUGAGUCUUUAGCAUUUUGAUAAGCUUACAGGCUCAUGGUCAUACAAGACCUUGGUUUAUAGGCAGCCAAGUGAACAAAGAAAUGUAAUCAAAGACAUGUUCAUGGAUCUUUUUAAAUCAGAUUUGAUCCUCAGGGCAUCCACCAUCCUUAUUUCAAGAGGAUUUCUUGGUAGAUCAGAUGAGGAGAGGAGGCAGACCCUCUAAAAUGGAUUAUGAGCAGUGACAUUUCUGGGUUUGGUUUGGAGGGUGCUAGAGAUGAUCCCUUUUGCUUAUCCAGAAAACUGCUAAACCUUUUGCACUAAAGCAACAGAUGCAUUCUCAAUAAGAUGGCAAGUCUGUUUAUAUUUUCCUUUCCUCCUUGCGAUCAUACAGAAGAUAGAAGGCAUGCAAAAAAUGCUUCUCUUGGCAACAUUUUGGUUUUGACGGCACUGGAUCGAUCUCUUCUUGAUGUUAGAAUAAAGAAUUUUCUGCUGCUACCUUGGAAUCUGCAGAAAUAACACCCUUACUAAGGACUUUACAACUUAGAGCUCCAAGAAAAAGCCAUCUUCUCCAUGGGAGCUCUGUUAGAAAAAUUAGCACUACCACUAUUUAAAUCUGCAACACUCCUGAAAUACCUGACUUAGACUUUUAAGUUGUCCUGUCAUGUGCCAGACAACUGUCAUCUCUUACAAAGCUAGAGUAACCUCCUACACCAGCCCCACCUUCAUACCCAAGGCUGUGACAGAAGACUGUCUAAACUGCAUACUCCACAAAACAUAGGAUAAGGAUCUUGCACACCCUGGAUGUGCAUGGGUAGGUAAGAGGUUACCCAGAAAGGACUAAAAAUUAGACUAGUUAUACCCUUUGCAAAAGUCAGGGAGGGGCAGGCUUCUAAUACUAGACCAUUUCAAAAUAGCUAGCCACAUCUCGUGUUUGUGCUGUGGCAGGAAUGUAUCAGUGCAGGUGGAAGUCUAGUCCAGUACAGCAACAGCUGCCACUUCAACCUUUCUUAGUGGGUCAAGCACAUAGGCUUGAAAGCAAUGACCGGGGUAUACGUGCACGUUGUAACAAAUACAUCUUAAAUGCUGCCACUAUUGCCAAGUCAGGUUCUGCUAUAGCCAUCCUAGGUUCAUAGGGGAUUACUAGGCUAAUGGCUUAAGAGCCCUUACAAGCCUAAGCCGGUAUAACCCGAUUUUACCCAAUAUUUGCCCCCUAGGGUAAGAGGAUGGCAUGAGUUUUUGCCUGUGCCUUGAGUAUGUCACUAAUGUCCCUUGUCCAUAAGGUACAUAGGUACUACCCCAGCUGUGAAUUUACAAUUCUGCAUCCAUUGAUCCAAACUGUAUUUGAAAAGGGCCAGCGAGGGGCUCUGAUGUGAAUAGGAAGCCUGUUCUAAAGAAGGGGCAAUCUCUUGGACUCGCAUCUGCGUCUCCUGCAUGUUUUGCUUGUGUCAUUGACUAAGUUUAGAUGCCUAGAUUGGGUUUGACUUGCCGAUGAGUAGCAAUUGCAUCAGGGCUGGAUUUGUGAGUGGCUUGUAGGUCAGGAAGACCUCACACCUUUGUAGUUGGCAGGGGACAGUGUAAAGGAAUUAGGGGUUUUAGUCUGUAUACAUAGGACUUGUUUAUACUCUGUAUUUUCUUUGUGAGGAACCUCUGACGUCACUUUAGCUGCUGUAAGAUCUAAAACUAUUACAGGGCCAACCACCAGUGAAUCUCAACACUGCUGCAGUAAUAAGCAAUACAGUUAACAUGGUACAGUUGUGUAGGAGCUUACUGUAACUGUAUUGGAGUUUGUUUGCUGUUGCAGAAAUACUUCUAUUCUCCACCCACAUCCUGCCUGUAGCUAAUUUGACUUCUGUCAGUACACCCCACCUCCACCACCAUUGCCUAAUCCUUUCAGGGAGCAUUUGGAAUUUGGAUGGACUGACAUCCUUGGGGGGGGGGGGGGGUGUAGGUUUAGACAAGACUUCUGUAACUGACAGAGGCCAGAACUGAAGGCAGUGUGGGUAUACUUCUUUUGUAGCACAGGUGUGCUGAUGUCUACCCAGUGGGAAAGGUUGAAGGGGUACUUUGGAAACUGUCUUCUUCUGAGGCAGAAGCCCUAAGAGUUAGCACCACUGUAAAAGUACUGAAUUGAGCUAUCAUAACUAAGAGUACAUUUUGUUUAAACAUUGCUAAGAUGUUUUUAGUCGAAAGGAUUGUAAAGAAGAUGAAGUUGAUAUUUUAUAAUGUACAGAUUUUCAAUACGAGUAGUAAAAUGUGUGUAAAUGCUGUAAUAUUGCUGAUUGUGUAUUAAUAUGGAAGUGUAGAGUAAAUAUUUUUCUGUAGCAACUAAUCUUUUGGUUUAUAAGACAAUAGUCUCAAUUUUGUAACAACGCAGAAUGCACUGUUCUCCCCUUUUGGGAUCUCUCUUAAAUAUGGUUGACUGCAAAAUUCCUUUGGUACGUACAAGAGUGGUCGUCAUCUCUGAUCCACACAGCUUACAUCUCCUCCGCUCAUUGGUUGCCCACCAAACUGAGUGGGAAUAUGGCUUGAGUGAUGGUCUUAAAGAUUAUUCUGUAAUGCCCUGUUUAAUUUUAGGGGAGAUGUGACCAUGAAGUCUAGAAAGUAAAUUAUGUAAUGCCAGAUUUUUGUGGCUGUCCAAGAACCAUUCUUGAUCUUGCCAUCUGUCUAGUUUGUGCUUAAAUUCAAACGGAUGUUAAUGUACUUCAAUUCACCACCUGUAAGCAAUUGAAAUUCUAUAGUACUUUGCCAAUACUGGCAUGUAGAAAGUCUUCUAGGGUCAUUUUCAUUGCCCUUUUAAGGUUAUGUUGUAUAAUAAAAUAAACAUACGUGCAUGAUGCCUUACAGAGCAAGUGGAACUUGGUGAAAUCUGGAUGUUAUAUCACUGUGCAUGCGCAAGUUAUAAGUGAUGUAUGUGAUUAACUGAAGGGUAGUGACUGGAUUUCAGCACUGCUGCCUUUAAAAAUACAUUUCCUUCUGGUUA